AGAAGAAGGAUGAACAAAAUAACAUUAUCGAUGCGACGCAGCGUUUGCCAUAGUUGGUCGAUCAAGGCGCUCGUUGGCGCUAUUAACGGCUGAAGGGAAAGUCACCUGCCUUGAUCUCGCACAAUAUCCCCCGCGCGCAUAUUUCUGCGAAUUUCUGUGGUGAUUUGUUUUACAUACAUACAUGCGCGAAACGCGACACAGGUGUUAACAUGUCAGAUUUUAUAGAAAAUCAAGUUCAGUCACUGCUCGCUGGGCAAGGGUUGGAAAGCGACACAUAUAACAUACAUGUUCUCGCAAGCGACGCAGCAGGUGGAAAAUCGGGUCAGUUAACGACUUACGUUCCCAUUUGCAUGAAGACGGUAACUUACAUAGUAGCCGCCGUCGUGAUAAAUGAUCGAGGCGAGGUGUUGAUGAUGCAAGAAGCGAAGGCUUCAUGCACCGGGAAGUGGUAUUUACCCGCCGGCAGAGUGGAGAAACACGAGGAUCUCGUGAGCGCUGUUAAGAGAGAAGUUUUGGAAGAGACGGGUCUGGUGAUAGUGCCGACCACUCUGAUACUGGUCGAAUGCGCAAACGGCACGUGGUUUCGUUUCGUGUUCACCGGUGAUAUAAUAGGCGGAACUCUGAAAACACCUGAUCAGGCAAACGAGGAGUCUCUUCAGGCCUGUUGGGUGCGAAACAUAAACGACUUGCCACUGAGAUCUAAUGAUAUAAUAUAUCUUCUCGACAGAGGCAAGAAUUACGUUUCCAAUAAGAUUUCUCAGCAUCCUCAGUUGAUGCCCACAAGCAAAUCACACGCGAAGCUACUGUUGAGAUUAAUUGUCACGUCUAAGAAGAGAGCGACAAACAGACUACACGUAGUUAUAUCGGACAGUGAGCGAUGUAACCCACCAAUUUGUGAGAUUAGUCCAAAUCACAAUUUACUGUCCACUCUGCAUAGCUUUAUGACAGAAAUAUUUGGAAAUGAUGUGGCGCCACACAAGCCGCAUGGUUUGUUGUCCGUAGAAUUUAGCGGUGGGCAAGGUGGAGAUGGUCUGUGCUUAACAUUGCUAGUGUCCUUCAAAUUGCCCCUGGAAGACGUGCCCAUAAUCGGAAAAUACUUGUGGCACGAACUUUCGGAAAACAUAGCGGAAACUCUCGCAUCUCGUUUGCCGCGAAACAUGACAGUCCCUCUAAAGGUUGUACGUUAAUAUUGUGUAAAAAUUAUUGUUUUGUUGAGCGAGUAGAUAUUUAUUUUGUGAAAAAAAAAAAACCAUAUUGGAGUGUCGCAGAAAAACAAAUGUGUUUAUUAUAGGAAAUAUCAUAUGAUAUAACGGUAUAGGUACUAGUCUACACCAAUGAACAAAUAACCGACAUUAAAUAAUUGCAACAAACUAUAACAUUCCAUAUUUAUACAUAUACAUAUAUAUAUAUCUUAAUAUUACUAAUUGAGAUUAGAGUAUUAAUUUUACAAUAAUAUUAGAGAGGAUCUAGUUUCUCAACUCGAAACUCAUUGAAAUCCAUUCCAUUUUAAAGAAAAAAUUUAUAUAAAGUUAUUAUCAAAUGUUGAGUAGUGGUAAGUCUAUUGACAACAAGAUAUUUUUAUAUUUUUACUAGAGAAUAGAGAUUUCGCAGAGAAAGAGAGAUUUAUAUAUACACAUAAAUAU
Molecule: messenger RNA, 1643 nt
Organism: Pseudomyrmex gracilis
Lineage: Eukaryota; Metazoa; Arthropoda; Insecta; Hymenoptera; Formicidae
Product: 8-oxo-dGDP phosphatase NUDT18
Exons: 4
Coding region: 210-1187 (325 amino acids)
Molecular function (GO): 8-oxo-GDP phosphatase activity; 8-oxo-dGDP phosphatase activity; magnesium ion binding
Source: RefSeq, a predicted model, not a curated record